AUGGUUCCACCUCUUAUGUUGUUAUGCAAGUAUGGUGAUCGUACCAUUAUGUUCAAGGUUAUGUCAAACUGCACGUUAAAGGAUUUAACUGAUUUCUUAAGUUGUAAAUUGAAGAAGUUUGACAAUAGUGGUUGCAUACUGUUAUCGUGCUGUUUGCCUGGACAUUCGCAAUGCAUGAUUGAUGAUGAUUCUGAUUUUCAGAAUAUGUUGUCGCUUGUUUAUCCCCUUGGUGUUGACCGGGUUGAUGUGACUAUUACUGAAAUGGGCAUUUCAAAUGAAAAACAUGGAGUUGGAGAAUCAGGGGACGCUAUUGGAUCUAACAUUACUGAUGAUGAAAUGGAUUUACUCCAUAUGUUUUGUCAACAUGAAGAAAGGACUUUGUUGUCUUGUGGAUGGGUGAAUGGAAUUACUCAUGUAGGUCAAAGAUUUAUUGGAGGUGCAAAGGAUUUUCGGACUGCAUUAUGUAAAUAUGCCAUUGAGAUAGGAUUUGAGUUUGUGUAUGUGAAGAAUGAGAAGUGUCGGGUCACUGCUGUGUGUUCAAUGCGGGAGUCAAAAGCUUGUUUAUGGCGAGUACAUGCAUCUCUGGAAAGUGCUAAUAAUUUUUUCUACAUUAGGACUCUACAUGAUGAGCAUACUUGUGGAGCUGCAGUUCGUACUUCUAAAAACUCAAGGAUGAGUUCAAAUUUGGUUGCAAGUUUGAUUGUUAAUGAAGUUCGUAGGAAUCCCCAAACUCGUCCAAUUGAUGUUGUGCGUCAAUUUACAGAUCAAUACGGGCUCACCAUUAUGUACAAUCACGCUUGGUUGGGAGUUGAGAAAGCUAGGACUACUACUUUUGGAGAUUUCUCUAUGUCUUAUGAUGAGAUUCGGUGGUAUAUGGAUAUUGUGAUGAGCACAAAUCCUGGUAGCUAUUUGCGUCUUGACUAUAACCAUCAAAGUGGACGGUUCAAGAGGUUUUUUGUUGCAUUUAAUGCUUCCAUUCAAGGGUUUAGGCAUUGUCGUCCUCUAUUGUUUAUCGAUGGAACUUUUCUGAAGGGGAAAUAUAAGGGCACCUUGUUAAUAGCUACAGCGAAUGAUGGGGAUCACGGUUUUUUCCCGCUUGCAACGGCAAUUGUCGAUACAGAGACUACAGACAGUUGGGAAUGGUUUUUUAUGCAUUUGUCGAAUAUAUUGUUGGAUGAAAGACCAAUUACCUUCAUAUCUGAUCGGAACGCUGGACUUUUGGAGGCUUUACCCAAGUUUUUACCUACUGCUUACCACUAUUUUUGUCUCCAACACUUGAAGGCCAAUUUGAGGGAUAGGUUCUCUAGUCCAAGUUUCAGCAAUACUUUCAGGAGUAGAAUAGUUUUUUUGUUUUCUUUGUGUGCUUACGCUCCGACAGUGGGAUGUUUUAAUCAGUGCUUGAAAGAAUUACAAGAUAAGGGAAAAGGGAUCGUUUGUGGGUUUCUAUCCAAUUUGCCCUAUGACAAGUGGACUAAUGCAUAUUUUAAAGGACAAAAAUACGGUGAAAUGCACUCGAAUGUGGCAGAGUCUUUCAAUUCAUGGAUCCGUCAAGCUCGUCAUUUGCCCACUACAAAGAUGAUUGAUUCAAUUAGGUUGAAGAUCAUGGAUUUGAUGUCGAGAAGGAGAGAACAAGCUAAGAAAUGGAAUACUUUUCUUUGUCCGGAGAUGGAUUCAACAUUAGUAAAUGCUCUUAAAAGUGGAAGAACUUGGUUGGUUAGUCGUUCAAGUGAUCACGUUUUUGAGGUUCAAUCCCGGCCAUCGGUUAGCGUUGACCUCUUGAAUAGAACUUGCUCAUGUUACCAAUGGCAAUUGAAUGGAUUUCUUUGUGCUCAUGCGGCGACUGCUAUCCAAAAGAGCCGAGGUGAUUUGUAUACACAUGUGGAACCAUUUUAUUACACUAGCAAGUUCAAAGAUUGCUAUGCUGAGUCCAUUUAUCCAAUACCCACUGUUGAGAAACCUCUUGUAGCUAUGGAUGAUCUUGUUGUUCUUCCUCCAAUUUGUAAGAAGCCACCUGGUAGGCCAAGGAAGAAUAGGAUCCCAUCUAGGGGUGAGAAGAUAAGACGAGCUCAUCUCUUAUGA
Camellia sinensis is the source of this 2079-nucleotide messenger RNA. The record is from RefSeq and is a predicted model, not a curated record. Lineage: Eukaryota; Viridiplantae; Streptophyta; Magnoliopsida; Ericales; Theaceae.